Molecule: messenger RNA, 543 nt
Organism: Anastrepha obliqua
Lineage: Eukaryota; Metazoa; Arthropoda; Insecta; Diptera; Tephritidae
Gene: Srp9
Product: signal recognition particle 9 kDa protein
Exons: 2
Coding region: 83-316 (77 amino acids)
Biological process (GO): negative regulation of translational elongation; SRP-dependent cotranslational protein targeting to membrane
Cellular component (GO): signal recognition particle, endoplasmic reticulum targeting
Molecular function (GO): 7S RNA binding
Source: RefSeq, a predicted model, not a curated record
AGCAAAUAGUGACGUUUUACGUUUACUUUGCAUCCACAUUUAUUAUUUGUGAAGUUUAGUUAUUUAUGCGAAAAUAUUAAAAAUGGUAUUUGUAAAAAACUGGGAAGAUUUUGAAAUUGCUGCCGAGUCCAUGUACAUGGCGAAUCCACAGAACUGCCGAUACACAAUGAAAUACGUCCACUCGAAGGGACACAUACUCCUGAAAAUGACUGACAAUGUGAAAUGCAUCCAAUACAAAGCAGAAAAUAUGCCCGAUUUGAAGAAAAUCGAAAAGCUAUCAGGCAAUCUAAUGGGACAUAUGGCAUCCAAGGAGUAAUAAAGAGCAGCAGAAAAAAAAUUUGAAGGGGUGCGAAAGUGGGCACAGAGUAAUUUAAAUUUAAAUAGCAUUGAAUUAAUGCUAGCUUUGAAACCACUUAUUGAGUGGAGUUGAAGACGGCUAGCACCGUCUUUUAUCGAAAACAUUUCCAUGAAAUGCUUUUAAUUUAUUGUUAAAUGCGAAGAUAAUGAUGUAUAAUAAAUCCUUUCUUUUUAUAGUAAAGUUAA